Toxotes jaculatrix (banded archerfish) is the source of this 2577-nucleotide messenger RNA. RefSeq names its product sodium-dependent neutral amino acid transporter B(0)AT3-like. The record is from RefSeq and is a predicted model, not a curated record. Gene Ontology annotation, cellular component: plasma membrane. Gene Ontology annotation, biological process: sodium ion transmembrane transport. The coding region runs from base 174 to 2306 and encodes 710 amino acids. NCBI's taxonomy places the organism in Eukaryota, Metazoa, Chordata, Actinopteri, Toxotidae. The transcript is spliced from 14 exons.
GAGCCUUUUGAAGAGGAGGAACUUGUUCCAACUGACACAGAGGCUGAAGAAACAAACGCAGAAGAGCCUGCAGUGAACAUGGGGCCUCUCAUUACAAUACCCGAGCUGGAGCUACAUCGGAAAAUGAAAGAGGCAGAGACAUCCCUAGCCAGACAGGUUCAGGAGACCCGGAAAUGGAAACUGCACUGGUCCAGGCCAACGACUACCUGGAAAAUUGCCAGCGUCAGAGGGAGGAGGAAAGGUCCCAUCUCCUGGCCAAGCAAAGGGAGGAAAUCUCAAGCCUUAAGGCCGUAGUGAUCCUGGCUAAGGAAAACCUGGACAAGGAGAGGCUCCAGUGGCACAAGGAAAAUUCCAGCCUCCUGGAGUCUCUCAGGAUUGCUAAGGAGGCCCUGGACAAUGAGAAAAAACAGAGGGCAAAAUAUACAGAGGAACUGAUGGGGAGACUGAAGAGCCUAGAGGAUGAGAUGGAGGCAGAGGAGAGACCCAAAUGGGACAACAAGGUGCAGUACCUGCUAACAUGUAUUGGCUUUGCAGUGGGACUUGGAAAUGUGUGGCGUUUUCCCUACUUAUGCCAAAUAUAUGGAGGAGGUGCAUUCCUCAUCCCUUACCUGAUAGCCUUAGUGUUCGAAGGCCUCCCCCUGCUCUACCUGGAGUUGGCUAUAGGACAGAGGCUCCGCAUGGGCAGCAUCGGUGUCUGGAACUCCAUCUCACCACUCCUGGGUGGAGUUGGCAUUGCCUCCAUGGUGGUGUCGUUCCUGGUGGGUAUUUUCUACAACACCAUCCUGGCCUGGGUGCUCUGGUACUUCUUUCACUCCUUCCAAAACCCCCUGCCAUGGAGCAACUGUCCACUCAAUGAAAAUCACACAGGCUAUGAUGUAGAGUGUGAGAAGAGCACUCCAGUGAACUACUUCUGGUACCGUGAGACCCUGAAUAUCACACCUGACAUUGAGGUCAGCGGCUCCCUGCAGUGGUGGAUGGUCAUCUGUCUGGCCAGCGCCUGGUGCGUCGUCUACAUCUGUUUCAUCAAAGGCAUCGAGUCCAUGGGAAAGGCUGUGUAUGUGACAGCCACCUUCCCUUACCUGGUACUGACUAUUUUCCUGAUUCGUGCCCUCACUCUGCCUGGAGCUACUGAUGGACUGGUUUACCUCUUCUCUCCUGAUUGGGAGACACUGAAGAACCCUCAGGUUUGGCUGGACGCUGCCACCCAGAUCUUCUUCUCUCUUUCUGUGGCCUUUGGAGGUCUCAUAGCUUUCUCCAGCUAUAAUGCAGAGAGAAACAACUGUGAGAGGGACGCUGUUCUAGUAGGUGUAAUAAACAGUGCCACAUCUCUGUAUGCCUCCAUACCCAUCUUCUCCAUCCUGGGAUUUAAAGCUACCACUGCCUACAACAAAUGCCUACAAGAAAACAUCUUGGCUCUGACCAAUUACUUCGAGUUUUCAGACCAGAACAUAACAGUGGAGAAUUACAAGCACUGGUUUGAGUAUCUAAAUCAGACAUCUCCCAAUGAAGUGGCCAGUUUGAACCUGAGGCACUGUGAGCUGCAAACAUUCCUUGACCAGAGCGCUUCAGGUACCGGCCUGGCUUUUAUUGUGUUCACUGAGGCAGUGAUAGAGAUGCCAGGCUCGCAGAUAUGGGCCAUAUUGUUCUUCAUUAUGCUCUUCAGCUUGGGCCUCUCCUCCAUGUUUGGCAACAUAGAGGGAGUCCUCACACCCAUCAAUGACCUCAAACUGGUGCCAAAGUGGAUCCCGAAUGAACUCGUAACAGCGAUCAUCUGUUUGGUAGCCUUCCUGACGGCUCUCAUCUUCACCCUGGGUUCGGGGAACUACUGGGUGGAGGUCUUUAACAGCUACGUGGGCUCUGUACCUUUGCUCAUCAUUGCAUUCUGUGAGAUUACUGGAGUCAUUUAUGUCCGUGGAAUGAAAACUUUCAGUGAAGACAUCUAUUUCAUGACUGGGAAGAAGCCCAACAUCUUUUGGAAGGCGUGCUGGAUGGUGAUCAGUCCUGUAAUGCUCAUGGUGGUGCUGAUUGCCUACGUGGUCGUUCAGGCACAGCAACACCCCACCUACCCCACAUGGAACCCAGCUUAUGAGCUAUUCCCCAAAACUGAAGUGAAGCCAUACCCAGACUGGGUCUUUGCCAUUAUCAUCCUCCUCUGUGUGGUGCCUGUGAUUUCCAUCCCUGUGGUGGUUGUCUACAAACUGAUCUGCUGUGGGCUGAAGAGGUCCUCUAACCGUGCUGAGCUAAACCCCUAUUGUAACGACGGCUUUGAGAUUGAAACCCAGGAACAGAAGAACCAGAGAGCUUAGGAAAUGUUUCAAGCAGAAAGCAAUGACUUUCCUUACAGUUAUAACCACUUCUGUGGCUCUUUCCUCUUAAAAUCACCGGAGAGCUGAUAUGUAAUCCAUCACUUUGAACUGUAAAACAGAAUUUCCUUUUAAUUUUUAAUGUUUACCUGUGUGAGGAUUUAUCAGGACGUGACAUAUGACGACUCAAAUUUGUCCCCUCAAUAUCAUAUUUAUUUAACAGCCAAAUUCUGUCCUUUUUACAUUGUGUAUUGUACAUGAUGUAAAUAACAUU